Fimicolochytrium jonesii is the source of this 1827-nucleotide messenger RNA. Its product is annotated as glycoside hydrolase superfamily. Bases 175 to 1647 code for a protein of 490 amino acids. NCBI's taxonomy places the organism in Eukaryota, Fungi, Chytridiomycota, Chytridiomycetes, Spizellomycetales, Powellomycetaceae. The transcript is spliced from 6 exons. Gene Ontology annotation, biological process: carbohydrate metabolic process. Gene Ontology annotation, molecular function: hydrolase activity, hydrolyzing O-glycosyl compounds. The record is from RefSeq and is a predicted model, not a curated record.
GGGGUGUUGUCGGGAUCAGUUGAACUGUCGAGGACUCUAUACUGUUUCGACCGUAGGGGAAAUGUUUAUUAAAGAACCUCGGGAUGCUUUCCCCCAUCCAUCGAGGAGCAUGCCGCCGCAUAGACCUGCAAUCGCACCAGAUUCCUGAUUCUGCAGAUUUCGUCGACUCCAAGGAUGCGAGGGAUUUCUAACAUCCUCGGCCUGGCUAUUGCCAUAGCAGUUUUAGCCGUGCAACACGCUGUGCAGGCUGCGCCAACGCCAGCUGUCGCUGCUGGCAUUCCGCUUGCAUUCACACCCCCUUUGCGUGCUGAAGGAAGGGAUUUCGUGGAUGCAGAGAAUCGUGUCGUCAUCUUGAGAGGGUUCAAUGUUGCAGGCCGAGCCAAAAUUCCUCCUUUCCGCUCGAUUACAGAUCCUUCCCAACUGGAUCCGCUCCCAAAAUGGGGCGUCAAUGCCGUACGAUUGCUUUUCACUUGGGAGGCCUAUGAAGGAGGAGGUCCAGGAAAAAUAGACGAUGGAUACAUGCAAUACUACUUGAGCUUGAUUGACGAGCUGUACAAGCGCGGGAUCGCUACUAUCGUCGAUCUACAUCAAGACUCAUAUUCACGUUGGAUAAACGGAGGCUGCGGAGAUGGUUUCCCAGAAUGGACGAACGGCCCGGAUAUCACCAAAAAGCAGCCGAAGAACGACAAAUCUUGCUCAUCAUGGGGCUCAGCACAAUACUUGGACGGGAACUUCCACAGUGCAUGGGAUUCGUUCUGGAAGAACAAGUAUGGCGCAAGGAGCGCAUUCCUGGCCAUGUUGAAGCGAGUCGCAACCGCAACCGCGCACCGUCCGGGAGUUAUUGGCUUCGACCUCAUCAACGAGCCCACCGGUGACGAAAUUCCGCAGUUUGUACCCUUCUAUCGUGAUGCCGCGGCCGUUGUCCGCGCGAUACAUCCGACAACGUUGCUGUUCCUCGAGCCAGCGGGAUUGACAGCUAGUGGAUUGACCGGGUCGAAGUUGAAUGGAGACGGGCUUCGCGAUUUGACCAACAUUGUCUAUGCGCCACAUUUCUAUGAUCCCACUGCCACAGCGGGGAUUUGGCUAGGCGUUCAGCCGGGCCCAACCGUCAAGCGCUAUCAGCAAGAGGCCGCGAAAUGGGGUCCCACCAUCGCCGUCUCAAAUUCAAGCUCCGUCGUCGCCGCCGGGGGCGUGCCCAUGCUGGUGGGCGAAUUUGGGGCUCCGGAAGCCAGCGCCAACUACAUCCGAGCGUUUUACGACGGUCUUGACGCCAAUUUUGCUAGCGCAAUGCAAUGGCAAUUCGAACCUUUGUGGGAUGCGGUUAACAAGGACGGGUGGAAUGUCGAGGACUUUAGCGUGUUUGCGUUGAACAAGACCCGCCGGAAUUUCGUUCCACGUCCCUAUUUGCAGGCUGUGACUGGGAUCCCCAUUCUUUUCACCAUCAGUGGAACUACGAUCUCCGUUCAAUGGACACAGAAACAAGCAACAAGCGAAACCCUCAUUCACGUUCCUAAUCUCUCGGCUAGCGCUACGGUCACUUCCACCGGGGCUGUGGCAGCUCAGUGUACGGUCGACGUUGCGGCGCUGAAGGUGCGUUGCAAGUCAACGGGAACGGGCAAGAUCGCCAUCAGCAUCCAAACGAAGUAGCCCGACACAUACCGCAGUUCACUGCAAAGAUGUUCCAGACCUGCUUUAGACCGGCAUUCGAAUAGUCGUUAGUUUACAUACAUUAGCUGCAAUGUUCCUCCUACCAUCAAAGCGGCUAGCUACCUGUGUACCGAAGUUUCUGGAAUCAACAUUCUCUGGAACUGAUGCAAAGAUUGACAG